Messenger RNA from Ornithodoros turicata, 6747 nucleotides. It is a transcript of the gene Gp210, whose product is annotated as nuclear pore membrane glycoprotein 210-like. The record is from RefSeq and is a predicted model, not a curated record. Gene Ontology annotation, cellular component: nuclear pore. Bases 104 to 5803 code for a protein of 1899 amino acids. The transcript is spliced from 44 exons. Lineage: Eukaryota; Metazoa; Arthropoda; Arachnida; Ixodida; Argasidae.
GCCACAACGUUGAGCGUCACGAUCAUCACAAUAAUCAGGCCCAAAAAGGGGCCGUAUACUAACAAAUUCGAAGAUUUCUAUCUCAUGGCAUGCAUUUCAAAGGAUGGCGGUAAAAAUGUGUGCUGUGCUGCGGUUAGGAACACUUUUGUCUAUUUGUAGCGUAUUUAAUUUAAUACAGUGCACGAGGCUCAAUGUUCCUCGUGUGCUUUUGCCGUAUCGGCAGAAAGUUGCAUCUAACUACACCUUGGAACUCGUUGAAGUGGCCGGCGGGGGAUGCUAUCAAUGGACGUCUUCCAACCCGGAGGCCGUGACCGUGACUGUGCUGGAUGCCAAACCGGGACAGCUGUGCGGAUUGCGGGCAGAGGUGUCGGCCGUAUCUCACCACCCGACUCGCAGCACUUCCAUUAUAAUGGCCGAUAACACUGCAACUGGAGAAACCUUCAGGUGUGACGUGAUUGUGGACAGGAUCCACUCAUUCGAGCUGGUCACCACCACACGAGAACUCCUCCUUGAAGACGCUCCAGAGUUGAUUGAGGUCGUUGCCCGGAAUGAUCAAGACGACACCUUUUCCUGCAUCAGCGGCGUGCCGUUUGAGUGGAGCAUUUCGUCAGGGUCGACCCCAUCACAGGGUGUGGUCCGUUUUAUGCGGGCCGUAGAAUCGACGUACAAGACUCCGCCCAGCUUGCAGUUCUGGGAGAACCAAGGCCUGCAGGGUCAUGCAGUCUUGCUUGAGGGUUCUAAGACAGGUGCUGCCAAGAUAUCUGUGCGCCUCAGCGAUCCAGACUAUGCUCAUAUUGCAGCUAAAGAAGUGACCCUGGUGGUGGUCGCAAACAUUGCAAUCAGCCCUCUCUCCGUGUUCCUCCUGGAAAAUGCGGUGGUCCAGUACAGGGUCGACUUGAUUAGGCAUGGACGACCCACCGAAAUUCAACUCCCAUCCCAACAGUACUACCUGGAAGUAGCAGAUCCCUCGGUGGCCCAACUCACUUCCGCCGACUCUAGGGUCACGGCCCUUACUGUUGGACACACUGCUCUUUUGCUGAAAGAUACCAAUAUAGUCUCUCAUGAGCUUGCAAGGCGUCCACAGGCAGAAAUCUAUGUUGUCAAGCCAAGCUAUUUGUUGUUCACGGUGCAGCCCGGUGACAACUGGGCUCUGCAGGAGCAGUCUGAAUACGUGAUUGAGGUGAAGCUCUACGAUGAGAGACAUCACCGUGUUCACCUCAGUGAUAACUUAGCCAUGGAUGUGGAGUUCCCGUCGGACUACUUUGAAGUGGUCGCAUCGUCUGAGAAUGGCACCCACCACUUGGUGAGGACAAAGGGCCCUGGGUCCUGUCAGCUCAAGGCUGUCUUCCUAGGUUUCAAAACAAAGGUGGGGUCAAUCAGGAAGGCCAAGUAUGAUAUCCACGGCACUCAGGAAGUCAUGAUUUACGAGAAGCUCCUGGUGACUCCAUCGGUGAUGCUGUUUCCAUGGGAUCCUGCUCUGCAGCCAUCAUAUGUUGUAUAUCCAAAGGCAUCAGGUGGUACAAAGUUUUACCGCUGGUUUGUGAGCAACAACACAGUGGCCCAUAUCUCAUAUCAGCCUGAAGAGCUGAGUGUCACCUCCAAGGUGACUACAAAGUCGCUGGGUGAUGCUGAAGUGAUCGUGGAGGAUGCUUUCAACAGCUUUUUCAUCAGCAAAGCCAAGGUGUCAGUUCAACCAGUGGCCGACCUCGAGGUUGUGCCGUCCCUUCUUGAGAUAGACUAUCUCAACGAUGUUGUGGUUCCUGUUGCUCUGUAUGGCUAUGAAGACCCCUCCACUAAGUCGGGGAAGCGAGUUUUUGACGACUGUUCCAAGGUUCCCCUAUCUGUGGAAAUGGUUGACCCUGCAAAGUUUGCCUACGUUGAAGACAGCCAGUAUCCACCCAUAGGACGCGGCUGUCGUACGUUGCAGUUCACUUGCAAGGCUGUCGGCCACACUCGCAUCUACGUGUCGUAUACUGUUGGGGAUGUUACUUUCAAGAGCACAACCGUCAUUGGAUGUCAUAAAACUCUUAAGCCCGUUCACCCAGUGAAGUCUGCAGUCAUCGCAUAUGGCUCCUUCAAGGACGUCGCCUUCGAGGGGGGACCUCGACCUUGGCCCAUGUUGCCAGAGGGUCACUAUGCGAGAAUCACAGCUGACAAUACCUCUCUCGUGAGCGUGAUGCGCAUCAUCGACCCUUUCCGUCACAACAGAGACCUUCACGUAUUUAGGGUUCUUUGUCGUGACCUCGGGGAGACUAACUUGGAACUUGCCAUAGGAAACAAUGCCUCAGCCACGAUCCCAAAUCCAGCUCGCAACACUGCCACUAUCAGGCUUGUGUGUGGAGUGCCUGAUAGUGUAACACUGAGGGUGAAAUGCAAGGGACCGAAGAAUGCCAAGGUGCCCUGUCCUGCCACAGAAGACGGUGAUAAGGUUCCGGUGCCAAAUUCGCGCGACGUCGAAGUAGAGGUGGUGGUGAAGGAUGCCCUAGGUCGACGCUUCUCCAACAUCACCUCUUUUGACAUCCACUGGGAAUUGUCCAACUACCUCCUGGCCAAGCCAGACAGUCAUCGUGAUGUGGUCACGCAUGUGGAUGGAUCCAAGGGGUACAAGAAAGUCUCUCGAGAUUUCCAGACCAUCCACCCUGUUGGCAAAUCCGGUCCUCUGACCGUGUCCGCUCGCAUUGUGGGAUACAACCAUCAGAUUCUACGGCACUCUUCACUUCCCAAUGUGCACCCUGUGAAUCCAGCUGUGAGUGGUUCAGUCUCUGUCUCACUUGUGGGCGAUGCAAAAGUAGAACCAUCUCAGACGUCGGUCUUCAAUCAUCCAUCUCACACGACGACCGUAAAAAUCUUGGAGGGCUCUGGGUUCUACCAACUCACAUCUUCCGACAGUUCCAUAGCAGACGUCAAGUUUGAUGAAGUUGCGAGCGAGAUUAAAAUCAGCCCUCGGAAAGACGGAGCCUUUGUUCUCUCCGUACACGACCUGUGUCUCGACUCUGAGGCGCCAGCCACUGUGAGAGUGCAGGUUGUCGGAGUCUACAGUAUCCAUGUCACUAUGAUUACCAUGGUUGAGCAUCAGACAGAGGUAAUUGCUAAGGUUCAGCUACUGGAUUCCAACCAGGAUCUGCUGCCUUCAUCGGUGUUUGCUCUCGUGGGGCUCCAGCCCGUCGUCGGGUCAAACAUAAUUAAAGUCAGGGCAUUAGGGUUCGAGGAGGAUGCAAAAGAAGUGAACUUUGCAGUUCACGGUGCAGCACUCGGCACAACGACUCUCCAGUUCACUACCAGUUCCACCGGCGAGGCUGUGGCGAGCCAAGUGUUGCCGGUGCAGGUAUUUGCUCCGCUGAAGCUCAAUCCGAGGAACAUAACGCUGAUUGUGGGGGCAACGUUUCAAGUGUGGUGCAUGGGUGGCCCUCAGCCGCAAGGAAGGGUUGAGUACACCAUAGAUAGUUCAGCGGGUGCAGUGGCUACGGUUGCAUCCAAUGGGGUGGUGACAGCAACACAGAGAGGCAACACUGUGCUCACUGCUAGGGCGCUGGGUUAUCUUACGGACUCUGGCGAGGCUGCAGUUUAUUCGCAGGAUCAAGUGACUAUAUAUGUAGUCGCACUGCGAGGCAUCAAGAUUCGUGCGCCGUUGAGGCGUUUGGUGGAAGGAACGUGGAUGUCGGUGUUCGCUGCUGGGCGUGGGGACUUUGAAGAUCCCUUUGCGUUCUGCAGUGCCGUUCCCCCACUUCUGUUCCAGUGGUCCGUCAGCAAUCCGCAUGUUAUUGCAGUGGAAUCGCUCUUUCAGCAGAGUGGGCUGCAGGUGACCCAGGAAAAUGCGUGUGCAGUGCGCCUCAUGGCGCUGCGUCCCGGGCAAACAUCUCUCCGUCUCCAGGUCCGCGUCCUCAACGCGGCAUCCAGCCCCCAGUAUGAACAACUUCUGCGCGAUGAAGCAGUUUCUGCUGAGCUGCAAAUAGAGGUAGUCCCACGUUUGGAACUAGUCCGACCACACGCAUGUGUCCAGCCUUUGCUCAUGGGUCCAAAUGCCCAACUUCCACUGAAGACCAACAGAGACGGCGACAAUGGAUUGAACUACGAAGUUCUAGGUUCCAGUAAGAAGCCCGUCAUUUCGAUCGAUAACCACGGCGUCGUGACUUCUGCUGGUGACUCUGGUCGCGCAACGGUAGGAGUAGCCUUUCAGGAAGACUUUGGGGUGAAGCAGACGUUCGCAGCGUUGAUCGAGGUGGUUUCCAUAGCAUAUGCAAUGACCAAGACAGACGUGGAGGUUCAUGCGGCAGUGCAGCCCCUUCCUUACAUUCCUGUCGGUCUGGAGGCACGUCUGAAGAUCACCUUCCACGACGGCAUGGGCAGAAAACUGGACGCUGCAUUGAGUCGACUGCGCUGGCGACCCAGUCGGGACGACUUGGUGCUGGUGAGCAGAGCCAUGGACAACGACACGGUGCUCGUGAGAGUCAGCCACCCUGGGAACACCGUCCUCAAACUGUGGGACGAAUUCAACCCUCGUAUUGUAGACUUCAUUCCACUCUUUUCACAAUCUGCACUGAGCCCUGAUCGAAGCGCACUCACAGUUGGCGACGUCGUCUGCUUCGAUGCGGCCCUGGUUUCCGCACAUGGUAACACGGGCAUAUGGUCCAGCAUGGAUAAAUCGAUAAAGAUUGAGGCAAGACAGGGAAUAGCGGUUGCGACUCAACCAGGAAGGGAUGUCGUCAGCUAUAAUAUAUCGACUCACCUGUUUGCAUCUCAACAGAUCGUCGUAAACCCAAUCACCAGUAUCUCGAUUAACGCAGAAGAUGUGACUCACGUGUCUACGCUUGUGGAAAACCGUAUUCCAGUACGGUUGGGUACGGAGGAGUCAAACCUGUAUGGAAAAUUGUGCCGUGACUUUGACUCAGUCGUGGUGACUCCUCCGUUUGAGUGCAUAGCGAGUUUUGUGCCACCAUUGCCAGACGCUCAGAUUCAAGAUGUGUUUGUCGCACGUCCCGGAUUUGACUUCGAAAAAGGCACGUACUACUGCGCUCUAUCACCCGCUGGUCGUCUGGGAUCUCUUCACAUGGCCGCUCUACAAGGAGGAGGGGUAUCCCUGGGUGUGUUGUCUCCUGGACUGACCACGCCUGCCCCAGUGGCGCUGCCAUUGGUUGCUGGAUUCCACCUGCACUUGCGGGAAGUGGUGCUUAGCAACGCCCGCCCAUUUGCAACCGUUGGCGUGACAGCAACUGCUGCUAUGCGUGACUGCCUCAAGACGUAUGCUUCUGAACCAGACCUGGUGGAAGUGGUUGGACCCCAGGCAGACCCCAAGUGGGAGCACACGUAUACUUUCUCGCUCCGCGUGAGGGACUUCCAGGCCUUCUGGAAGCAUGAUUUCCACGCUGCACUAAUCAACGUCACCUUUGAGUGCCCUGCAACGAGACAGAGUGACGUUGUGGCCGUCAAGAUCACCCUGGAGGCCCCACCAGAUGGCACAAUUUCCAGUUGCCCUGCUGGAUAUGGAGCGGGAUGGCACGGUGCCAUUCAGUCUGUCUGGUCCCACUACCAGUUUUGGAUAAUGACCUUUCUUCUGGCUUCUGCCACUGCUUUCGUCAUGCUGGGAUACAAGCCACUAUUAGGAGGAAAAAAGGCAUCAAUCUCCACACGACCCGAUGUGUUUGCUACUUCACCGGGUCAGACACCCCCAGGAACUCUGCCUUGGCAUCCCCCUGGUUCGGCGGACCGGUCCAGAGGCAGUCCAACACAGCUGUGGAGCGUGCCGGGUCACUGGAGUCCUCAGUCCAGGGAGAGCCCCCAAAGUGCCUCCUACCUGGGACGGUAGCGUCCCGCGGACAUAAUAGUGAAAUAUCAUGAUGCGCCUUGUUAUGAAAAGCCUUAAACUGCCAAUGCUAGACGAUGAUGUUUUUGGUGUCAAACUGGCCAUUACUUGUUUGUUUUGUCAAAUUGCACGUUGUACAGAAAGUCAGCUUCGGUCCUGACUUGAUUUCAUAGUAUUAGUUUUCUGGAUAGCCUGGUGCACCACAAGCAGAUGUAAACAACAACGGAACAGCCACAGUCAAAACUGAGCAAUUACGUACACCAGUUAAUUCUUGAAUGCAUUUAAAAUGUGUUUUUCUGUUCCAUCUUAUGUACAGUGUCAUAAUAAUGCUGAUAAUGUGCGUCUGUUCUGGGACAUCCUAAUCACGUACACUUACGUGUACAUUUCAUUUGGUUGUGUGUUUUGUUGACACUGCACCUGGUGAAACAGCUACAGAUUUCUAAUGCUGUACAAGCAUAACCCCAGUUAUUUUAAGGCGAAAAUAUGUGUUGAAUGUACGAAAUGCCCACAAAGGUGCCAAUAAUAUUUUUUGUGAUGCUUCUAUGUUGAGCAAAUUUAGAACUUUCGUUGUAUUUUUAAUAACACUGUGAUAUGCCUUUUUAAGUUGUUACAGUAUAUGAUGUGGAAUUGAUAAAAUAAUAGAAAUGUUUUGGCAUAGCUACAGGAUGACAGUUUCCUAAACUUUGUGAUGCACUUGGCUGUUUGUAUAUGAAUUAAGAUGUGCAAUGCUCAACAGUUGCAUUUUUUCAAAUUUGCAAUUUGCACAUUUUACAUUGUGAUUGGAAUGCCCAUUUUACUUGGAACAGGGUGAACAGGGGUUCAAGCAGUAUGUGCAUUGCUUUUCAAAGUAGGGCCUCUCAUUGUAAAUAACAUGGUUCAAACUUAAGUCACAACAAAAUAUUUUGUGUAAACGAAACAAUAAACCAUAUUUGUUUGUUGCAAAAACA